AUGGGUCUCCUCUUCGAGUCCCUUCGCGCCACCGCCGCGGAAAACGCGCGCUUCUUCUCCUCCCCCUCCCCCUCCCUCCCCUCCCCCGACCUCAGCGCGCGCCUGGCCGCCGCUUCCCGCCAAAUCCUGCACCACUCCCGCCGCCUCGAGCCGGCCCUGCGCCACCUCUCCCGCGUUUUCCCGCGCUUCGACCUGGACGCGGGAACGCCGGCCAACGGCUACCGCAGCCUGGCCCUGGCCGCGCGCCGCCUGGUGGCGCACGCCGCGCGCCGCUCCCGCGCCCUGGCCCUGGCCGCGCGCCCGGGGUUUUCCCGCCACGCCGCCGAGCUGGAGGCGUGCGCGGCCGCGCUGGCGCAGGUGCGCGCGCUCCUGUGCUUGGCGCAGCGCCUCCUAGCGGAGAACCCGCCCGGGGCCCUGUUCCCGCCAGAAGGGGAUGACGUCAGCGGUGCUGCUGAGGGUGAAGAUGGGGGAGGGGGCAGGGACCGCGUGAGCGAGGAGGUGCUGAGCGAGUUCAGCACCAUGAGGAACGGCUGCUUCUAUGGGCGCUGCCUCGGCUUCCAGUUCUCGCCCGCGCUGCGCCCCUUCCUGCAGACCAUCACCAUCGGCCUCGUGUCCUUCGGGGAGAGCUACCGCAAGGGGGACCCGGGCCUGGGGGUGGCUGCGAGCUCCCUCUUCACCACGGGCAAGUUCGCGCUGGACCCGGAGCUGCGCGGGGCCGAGUUCGAGCGGGAGACGCAGCACCUGGGGGUGGGCUUCUGGAAGCGGUUCUGGAGCCUCACCGAGAACGAGCUCCUGGCGUCCCUGGCGAGCCUGGCGGGCCCCCCCGUGGGGCUGAGCCGCGCCCUCUCGGUGCCCCCCGAGCCCCUGGAGCUCCCCUUGGCCUCUGACCCCCGCUGCUCCGUCACCAUCCCCCCCCCCGCCGCCCACAGCGGCCCCGGCCCCGUGCGCAUGAGGCUGCUCUCGCACCGCCUGCGGCAAGGGCAG
Messenger RNA from Neopsephotus bourkii (Bourke's parrot), 984 nucleotides. RefSeq names its product lipase E, hormone sensitive type (gene LIPE). The record is from RefSeq and is a predicted model, not a curated record. Lineage: Eukaryota; Metazoa; Chordata; Aves; Psittaciformes; Psittacidae. The transcript has 6 exons. Gene Ontology annotation, molecular function: sterol ester esterase activity; triacylglycerol lipase activity. Gene Ontology annotation, biological process: triglyceride catabolic process; cholesterol metabolic process. Gene Ontology annotation, cellular component: cytosol. The annotation marks the transcript as partial.